AUGGCCGCAUCUGAUUUAGAUGGGUUAACAGCUUCUGCCUAGGUUAACUUCUUCUUGUAGAUGCUGCUCACCUUCCCUGUCCUUUUUGUCUGCCUUUCUGCUCACCUGGCCUGUAAAUGCUGGAACCGUUACAUAAAUCUCAAUUUCCUUUCUCUUUAUGAGUAGGAAAUUAUGCUGGAUUUUCUUGCUCCCGCUCUGAUCUCUAGCCUGAGAGGGGAAGUGGAGGCUGAAGGCCUUUUCCUAGUUUUCUUCAGAAUCUCAAUCCGAGGGAUUUAACUUCCGGUGAGGUCGUCCGUCUUGUAUCAGACGCGGGGACAGAUGAACAUCGAUCGAUCCAGUAAAGCUAAAAUCUAGAGAAUCAGAUUAUUCAGAGUUCGUGCUUCGGUGUCAGACUGAAGAGAUCAGAAUCACCACUGUCCGGCUCAACACCAUUCACCUCGAGAGUUCCGGCUGAGGAUUCCUUCACACUAGUUAGGGGUAAGGAGUUAGUGAGCUCCGACUUGGCGAAAGUGUGGAUUUUAGGGUUCUUCCGAACAUCUGAAGCCCCUUCUUCCUCUGGACGGACUUUUCGCAGAGCUUCCGUCUGGUGAUCACUGUUUCCGGGCCUGUAGAGUUUCCACAGGCGUUGUUGGUCCCUGUUUACCUUGUUCGUGAAGAACUCAUCCAUCCAUCCACCCUACCACUAG
This is a messenger RNA of Spirodela intermedia, 686 nucleotides long. The record is from the annotation of a GenBank genome assembly. Lineage: Eukaryota; Viridiplantae; Streptophyta; Magnoliopsida; Alismatales; Araceae.